UGUGUCUGACUAGAACAAGCUGAGGGCUAUGUUAGACCUCCCUUACGGAGUACUGAAGUUGGAGCUGGAAAUAGCAAUUGUGGAUUGGAUACUGUGGUCAUGUGACCGAUGCGAGGCAACAUGUGCAAUUGGCCUGAAUGGCUACUGAGAGUUCUGAAAGAACACUAGCACUCUGCACUGAAUCCAGUGGAAGCACCUUAGCACCUCAAAACAGAGCGGAGUCCGAAGUAAACACCAGAUUGGAGAAAAGAAAAAAGGAUAUUACACUAAAUAAAGAAAUCGUCGACUGCGACGAUGUAGGUGCGAUUGAAGACGUUUUCUCAUCACUUGAAGACGCAGUACAAUUCAGUGAGUCUCUACCUUUCACACUUCAGAAUCUCCUGUCUGGAAUUGCAAUACAAAAGUGACUUUGAUAUGAGUGAAACACUUCCCUUUCAUCUCCUGUUGGAUCAUGUUUCUGGAAGACUUUCAUUGGCUGUUUUGAAAAUAGAGAAUCAUGAGUAAAGUGGAGGACAAGCAGGUUCAGAUGAUACCAUGAAGAAAAGGUCACAGGUCCUCUAUCGCCAACUGCUUAGUGUUCUACUGAUCCUGGCACUGACAGAGCUGAUAUCUGCUGUACAGGAAGUGACAUCUCAGGGACCCAUCAAAGACCCCUCUGUCACUACGGCAAUGUUGAACAGGUCUAGAGCUCAUUCCUCCAGCAUACCAGGCAGUUCAGUCUGGCAACAAAACUCCAGCACAGAAGGAAACAACUUGCCAAAUAUUCAGGGAUACCAUGCCACUGAACUGUCAGACUCUGGCAACACUGAACCCACCCUAACUACCAACCUUGUGGGAAAAAAAUUGACAACAGACCCUCCCCAGGGUAUUUCUAUCAGUCAUCACAGCACAAGAGAGGAUGUCCAUGAGUCCCCCCACGCCAGUACUUCAGAUGCAGAACAUUUAAAAGAGAAGAUGCCCAAGUUGGAUAUAGAUGGACCCACUGGAUCCCCACAGCCUUACACUACCACCGAACUGCAGCCUUCCUCUUCAGCAAGAAUGCUCGUUGAUCAUUCUUUGGCUAGUCCAGACCUUUCUGGCAUCCAUGCCAUUACUUCGCGGGAAUUAUCACAAAUCAUUAACGUUUCAAUUGCCAAUGGCCUUACAAGCGCAGGGCAAGAUGGAAGCUCAGACGUCAUCUCGCAAGGGUGGACAGAGACACCGGUCCUUUCUAUCUCACCAACCAUCCCAUUGGUUCUGCCUGAGACAGCAUCGGUGCCUUUAAACAGCUCUUUAACGGAGCAACUGUCAGGUAAAUCCUUAAUAUUUGUAACUCCUACAUGGAAUGAAACCCCAUCAUCACAAUGGCCUCACAGUCCCUCUAAAGAACAGGCUAAUAUUUCAUUAACUACAUUGGAGAGUGAUACACAGGCAAACACAACUUUCAGUGGCAGUAUAAUGAGCACUAAUUUGGAUGACAUGGUGUCAUUGAAUGGGACCUUUGCCUCCACUACGGAAUCUGCUUCUACAGCAACAGGGAACUUCCUGAAUAGACAGGUGCCUGCGGUGACCAAGGGGCCUGGACUUCCUGGUAACCUGUCCCAUGUGACUGAAGUGGACAAGCCUCAUCAGAGAGCCAGCAUCUGUCUCAGCAAAGUGGACAUUGUGUGGAUUAUUUUGGCCAUCAGUGUCCCCAUUUCAUCCUGUUCAGUCUUAUUAACAGUAUGCUGCAUGAGGAGGAAGAAGAAGACCUCAAAUCCAGAAAACAACCUGAGCUACUGGAACAAUGCUAUCACGAUGGAUUACUUCAACAGACAUGCCGUCGAGCUGCCCAGAGAAAUCACAUCUCUAGGAACUGCAGAGGACCAGGAGCCUUGCUCCCCUCCGAAUGGUGACUACACAGAGAGUGGGAUGGUCCUUGUCAACCCUUUCUGUCAGGAUACCCUUUUUACCAACACUGAACACGUAUCUGAACUAUAGUCUGCUGCAUUCAGAGAUGCUUACUUUGAUGUAUUUAAACCGCAUAUUCUUUGUGAAACAAUGAGAAAUGUCCACAGUUUUUUUCCCUAAGGUUGUCUUUUUUAAAUAUGUGAGUACAACUUUUAAAGACUGUGCUUUAUAAAAAAGAAAAUAAUAAUAAAAAAAUAGAAACUAUUUAACUAUGAAGUCUGCCAGUGUAUUUUUCUGACUUAAAUGUUUUCUACAAUUGUGUAAUUGUAAUAAUAUGGUUUGUAUCUGUUUUUUAAACUGCAUUAUUUUGUUAAAGUGGUGUGGUGAGUAAAUGUAGCGACUCUUGCAUUUGAUUUUGUUAUAGAAAAAUUACGUAACCCAAAACAAUUAUACUUUACUAAAAGCCUGCUGAACUUGAAUUGUACUUGGAAAUACUUAAGGGGGUCUUAGCUAUUAAUUCCUGCUCUUAAUUAUUUGCAGGCUGGAUGCUUAGUUUAGUAUGUAGUGGAGGGGUAAUAAUAUUUAGCUUGAUGCCUUUGUACCAUAUAGGCAGGGAUUCAAGAAUAGGCCUCAGGAUCUUGUGAUGGUCAGGUAUUCCUAAGAGAAGGUCAUUUAAAGGAAACCAGAGGACCACUUUAAUGUAACAGCCAUUGUUUCACACUGAGAUGUAUUGUUCUUACUGUAUAUGUGAUUUAUUUAGCUUAUUUGUUGUUACCAUGUUUUAGUUGAUUUUCUGCUACUGUCCUGAGGACCAAAUUCAACUUAAAGGUCCUAUGUAGAGCAUUGAGUAUUAAUAUGUGUUUGAACCCCUGCAUAUAUAGCCCGUUCUGCUUUUAAGUGCCACUGAAAGAUAUCAGGUUUCUUGGAAAGAAAUAAUAAGAUUAACAUUACUUCUAUUAAAAAGAAACAAUCUGGUAUGUGACAGCCUGUUAAAUACUUUUAUGUCGGUGUAACUUUGACACAAAUUACCUGUUUGGGGGACAUUGACUGCAGAAUGGCUGGUAAAAUCAUGUACAAAAUGUGAUACUAUUCUUCUACGAGAAUUAAUUUACACAUUUUAUGCAAAAAGAGGGUGGGGGAAGGGGAUGAACUGUUGUACACAGCAGCAAGAUCUUUUUGUAUUGUAGUAUAUACACUGUAAUUUUUACUACCAAGCAAUAAAAAAAGUUUUAAAAA
This is a messenger RNA of Acipenser ruthenus (sterlet), 3105 nucleotides long. Its product is annotated as transmembrane protein 108-like. Gene Ontology annotation, biological process: postsynaptic density organization; retrograde axonal transport; dendrite extension. The transcript has 7 exons. The coding region runs from base 535 to 1959 and encodes 474 amino acids. The record is from RefSeq and is a predicted model, not a curated record. NCBI's taxonomy places the organism in Eukaryota, Metazoa, Chordata, Actinopteri, Acipenseriformes, Acipenseridae. Gene Ontology annotation, cellular component: axon; endosome membrane; early endosome.